Molecule: messenger RNA, 1521 nt
Organism: Pieris macdunnoughi
Lineage: Eukaryota; Metazoa; Arthropoda; Insecta; Lepidoptera; Pieridae
Source: the annotation of a GenBank genome assembly
AUGUCGACCCUAACGAAAAUGACCCGCACAGUCAAAAAACUUGAAGUACCCAGACCCUUGAAAUCGACGACUAGUUCUGCACACAAUCGCAACUCGGUAGUAGACGUGAAAAUAAAUUCUGUUGAUGACUUGAUUAUGCUGACAGAGGGGGUGGCUUACCAAAUGAUGCAGGGUCAGUUUGACCGAGCUCUUCAUAGUAACAUUUCAACUAUGUACUCUAACCUGAAAUUAUAUGGCGCUCAACUUGAAGGUGUCUACAAAGAGUUCUUAGAUAGGUACUUUGUUCUUUUUCGAAAUGGAUCUCAAGAUGAAAGGCUUGAUAAGAAGAGUCGUCUUCAUUUGUUGGAAUUAAUUGAAUUAAGAGCAAAACACUGGCAGGGGUCUGAUUAUAUGAGUCAAUACUACAGGCACCGUGGUACUCAUGCUGAGCCGCUGCUGGUACCAACCAUGGAGGGUGCAGGUUCGGGCGGCUCGGUGUCCCCAACGCUGGCUGCGCCCACCGAGCCGCCGGCAUUACUUGCCCCGGGGGAAGUGAUCAAGCCUUCAGGCAAAUUCCCAAAACCGACUAAGAUCCCUGGCAAGAAUUACUCUAAGGAUGAGGUUGUAAUUAGAAAUGCUGAUUCUGGAAAAGUGAUGGGUAUCAAGGGCAGACGGGUGCACAUGAUCGAGGAGCUAAGUGAUACGAUUAUAUCGUUUCAGAGAGUGAGUCCGGGAGCCAAAGAGCGUUUGGUGCAAAUUACUGGCCCCAAUGAGGAGAACGUGAACCACGCCAAGCAUCUAAUCGGCGAUACGAUAAGGCGCAAUGCGUCCCCUGUAAGGCUUGAAGGUGUGGAAAGCCUGCCUUUAGGAGCAUCACGCGCCUCGCUCGAUUCAAAUGGAUCUGAUGAACCCGUGCCUCGCCUUAGAGAGAAAUCUCCGCAUGGCAACAGAGCAUUACUUCACAGUUUCUCAACGAAUGAUGCUGCUUUAGGAGAGUACAAGUACACGGUGACGUUUGGCACCAACUCUAUUAAGAUCACUGGCGAUAACUUGGAUUUCGUUAAGACAGCAAAACUGGUGCUAGACGAGUACUUUGAAAGCGCAAGCGCGUUGGAAGCCAUGGGUGCUGGUUCGGGUGAUUUCUUCACUUUGUCCCAAAGGCCCAAUGCAGCUUUUAUCUUGCAAGAUGAUACAACUCUAAAUGGAAAUGAUGAUGACGAGGUUUUUGUACCAGCUCAAGAUAAUCAGGCUGGCGAGGGUGACACGUUGCCGCGACGCCCACGAUUCUCGCGUGCCACCUCCACUGACAAGAACCAAGGUUCAGCGGGAACAAGACAGGUAUACACGUACGAGACGCUGGUGCAAUACGCGGACUCGCCCCUUAGCAAGCUGCCGCCGGCCGGCCUUGCUGCCUUUCCGCCGGACCUCGCGCGCAAGAGUUGCCUGGAGUUUGACAGCGCCAGUUAUUUGAAGAAGGUUCGAGCUGCGGUAGCUAUCACCAUGGCAGCCGUAGAUGCGCCUGAUUCGCCAGAACCGGAAUAA